Messenger RNA from Penicillium oxalicum, 1380 nucleotides. RefSeq names its product glycoside hydrolase family 76 protein. The transcript is spliced from 4 exons. The record is from RefSeq and is a predicted model, not a curated record. Gene Ontology annotation, molecular function: mannan endo-1,6-alpha-mannosidase activity. The coding region runs from base 1 to 1380 and encodes 459 amino acids. Gene Ontology annotation, biological process: carbohydrate catabolic process; fungal-type cell wall biogenesis. Lineage: Eukaryota; Fungi; Ascomycota; Eurotiomycetes; Eurotiales; Aspergillaceae.
AUGCAUAUGCCAGCCUCAUUCUCAAUAUGCGCAGCCGUCCUCUAUGCGCUCACUCUCGGCGGCUACCCAGCUUAUGCCAUCGAGCUGAAUAUCAACGAUGAACAAUCGAUCAAAGAUGCCGCCGCAACGGCAACGUGGCAGAUGAUGACCUACUAUCAUGGAAAUGAGACGGGACAGAUUCCCGGCGCCUUCCCCGAAAAGUGGUGGGAGGGAUCGGCUCUCUUCUAUGCCCUUUUGAACUAUUGGCAUUUUACCGGCGACGAAACUUACAAUGAUGAACUGAGCGUUGGAUUGCAGUUCCAGUCCGGAACCAACGGAGACUAUCUGCCCUCGAACUAUAGUCACUUCCUGGGUAACGACGAUCAAAUGUUCUGGGGUCUCGCCGCCAUGACCGCCGCCGAGCUCAAAUUCCCCGACGUCAAGGACGGAUUUUCCUGGCUCUCCCUCGCACAGGGAGUGUUCAACUCCCAAAAGGGUCGAUGGAAUACGACCAUGUGCGGAGGAGGGUUGACGUGGCAAAUGUUCCCCUACCAAGGCGGGGGCUACACGAUGAAGAAUGCCAUCUCCAACGGCGGCUUCUUCCAGCUGGCCGCUCGAUUGGCCCGCUACACUGGUGAAUCCGAGUACGAAACCUGGGCAAAGAAGACGUGGGACUGGUCGGUCAGCGUGCCGCUGGUGAACAAUAAGACUUGGCUGGUACAGGAUUCCACCGAGGGAACGGAUGGGUGUAUCAACGGGGCCAAUUGGCCGUGGACCUACAAUUAUGGCACGUACAUGAUGGGCGUGGCGUACAUGUACAAUUACACCGGCGACCCCCAAUGGUACACCGCACUGGAUGGUCUGCUGAACCGCACCUUCAGCACCUUCUUCCUUGAGAAGCACGGCGGUAUCAUGGAGGAUAUCCUCUGCGAAGCUCGCGAAAUCUGCAACAACAACGAAGUUCUGUUCAAGGGUCUCCUCUCCACCUGGUUCUCCUACAUCGCCCUCAUUGUUCCCAGCACCUACGACCGAAUCAUGCCCAAAUUGCAAACCGCCGCCGUCGCGGCCGCCGCGUCCUGCAACGGCGAAGGCAAGAAUAUUUGCGGUGUGCGCUGGUACGAGUCCAAAUUUGACGGAAACCCAGGCAUGGAGCAACAGAUCAGUGUGAGCCAGGUGCUCAGUGCGAAUCUGUUGCCAUUUGUGCAGGGCCAGAAGUCGGUGGCCCCGGUGACUUCGAGCACGGGUGGUAAUAGCGAGAGUAAUCCCGACGCUGGGUUAACUGAUCCCAUCGAGAAAAAGGGGCCGGCUCCGAUCUCCACGGGUGAUCGAGCUGGAGCGGGGAUUUUGACGGUGGUGUUGGCUGUGGUAUGGGCGGCGAUGAUGGCUUAUGCCGUGAUAUAG